Messenger RNA from Sander lucioperca (pikeperch), 749 nucleotides. RefSeq names its product peptidylprolyl isomerase (cyclophilin)-like 1 (gene ppil1). The record is from RefSeq and is a predicted model, not a curated record. The coding region runs from base 184 to 684 and encodes 166 amino acids. Gene Ontology annotation, biological process: protein folding; protein peptidyl-prolyl isomerization. The transcript is spliced from 4 exons. NCBI's taxonomy places the organism in Eukaryota, Metazoa, Chordata, Actinopteri, Perciformes, Percidae. Gene Ontology annotation, cellular component: catalytic step 2 spliceosome. Gene Ontology annotation, molecular function: peptidyl-prolyl cis-trans isomerase activity.
GGGCAGUCAACUGUUGCCGGCUUCCUCCCACAUGCAGAGGAAACGAGCGGCAACCACAGAAGAAAAAACUCCCCCUGAAAUGAAUUGAAUGAACGUUCUAGGCUGAAAAAAAAAAAAAAACACUUACUUUUUAUUCAAACUGGUUUGUUUAAAGCCUACUGAAGGGUAUAUUUUGGAGUGAUAAUGUCAGGGAUACCUCCAGACACAUGGCAGCCGCCAACAGUGGCUCUGGACACGACGAUGGGGACGGUUGUGGUGGAGCUAUACUGGAAACAUGCACCAAAGACCUGCAAGAACUUUGCAGAGCUGGCCAGAAGAGGCUACUACACCAACACAAAGUUUCACCGAAUAAUCAAAGACUUCAUGGUGCAGGGAGGAGACCCUACAGGAACAGGUCGCGGUGGUGCCUCCAUAUUUGGUAAACAGUUUGAAGAUGAGCUGAACCCAGAACUGAAAUUCACAGGUGCUGGUAUUCUGGCGAUGGCCAACGCAGGACCGGACACAAACGGAAGCCAGUUCUUCUUCACUCUCGGACCCACUCAGUGGUUAGAUGGAAAGCACAGUAUUUUUGGAAGAGUAUGCCAGGGGAUGGGAGUGCUGAACCGGAUUGGGAUGGUGGAGACAAGUGGUCAAGAUCGUCCAGUUGAUGAUAUUAAAAUCAUCAGAACUAAUGUAGCCAAUUAAACAAAUACUGAUUAUUUUUUACACUGAUUUUUUUUUUUUUUUUUAAAUAAAUGUUUCAAUGUUUC